CCUCGCAUGGUGGAGGGUCUGAUGUCCCACCACUGCUCCCAGGUGGCGGCAGCUAAAGACCACACGGUGGUUCUGACAGAGGAAGGCUACGUUUACACGUUUGGCCUCAACUCCUUCCACCAGCUGGGUCUGGCUCCCCCUCCUGCCUCAGCUCAUGUCCCCAAACAGGUGUUCUCCAAGACGCUGAGAGGCAGGACCGUGAUUGGAGUCGCAGCAGGAAGGUUCCACACAGUGCUGUGGACCAGGGAGGCUGUCUACACAAUGGGACUCAAUGGAGGCCAGCUGGGUAAGUCUCAACAGUGAAAUGUCAGCAAAUCC
Notothenia coriiceps (black rockcod) is the source of this 318-nucleotide messenger RNA. Its product is annotated as inhibitor of Bruton tyrosine kinase-like. Gene Ontology annotation, molecular function: protein kinase binding; protein tyrosine kinase inhibitor activity. Gene Ontology annotation, cellular component: nucleoplasm; cytoplasm. Lineage: Eukaryota; Metazoa; Chordata; Actinopteri; Perciformes; Nototheniidae. Bases 7 to 303 code for a protein of 98 amino acids. The record is from RefSeq and is a predicted model, not a curated record. Gene Ontology annotation, biological process: negative regulation of protein phosphorylation. The transcript has 2 exons.